Messenger RNA from Chaetura pelagica (chimney swift), 1330 nucleotides. RefSeq names its product translocase of inner mitochondrial membrane 44 homolog (yeast) (gene TIMM44). The record is from RefSeq and is a predicted model, not a curated record. Gene Ontology annotation, cellular component: mitochondrial inner membrane. Gene Ontology annotation, molecular function: protein-folding chaperone binding. Gene Ontology annotation, biological process: protein import into mitochondrial matrix. The transcript has 12 exons. NCBI's taxonomy places the organism in Eukaryota, Metazoa, Chordata, Aves, Apodiformes, Apodidae. The coding region runs from base 193 to 1323 and encodes 376 amino acids.
UGUCUCAUCAGUGGCUUGUGGCUCAUCUCCAGGAGAUACCCAGUCCCUGCAGUUCCCAGGGGAGCAGCCUAUGGACUGGGCAGGCCUGUUCUAGAGAUCCAGCAGUCUAGAUGCUACUCUGCUGGAGGAAGAAAAGGUUUUAUAUCAGGUUUUGUGGAGAACAUCAAACAGGAAUUAGCAAAAAACAAGGAGAUGAAGGAAAGUAUUAAAAAAUUCCGAGAUGAAGCAAAAAAGCUGGAAGAAUCUGAUGCUCUCAGAGAAGCCAGGAGGAAAUAUAAAACCAUUGAGUCUGAAACAGUGAAGACCUCAGAAGUGAUUAAAAAGAAACUUGAAGAAAUAACUGGGACAGUUAAAGAGAGUUUGGAUGAAGUCAGUAAGAGUGAUAUUGGCAGGAAGAUCAAGGAAGGUGUGGAAGAAGCAGCAAAAACAGCAAAGCAGUCUGCAGAGUCAGUGACUAAAGGAGGGGAGAAAUUAGGCAAGACAGCAGCUUUCAAAGCUAUUUCUCAGGGUGUAGAAACUGUGAAGAAGGAGAUAGAUGAGAGUGUUUUAGGCCAGACUGGUCCUUACAGACGCCCGGAGCGACUACGGAAAAGAACAGAAUUCUCAGGAGAGAGGAUUAAAGAGGAGAGAAUAUUUGAAGCCAAUGAGGAGGCCAUGGGUGUGGUGCUGCACAAAGACUCCAAAUGGUAUCAGCAGUGGAAAGACUUCAAGGACAACAACGUGGUCUUCAACAGGUUCUUUGAGAUGAAGAUGAAGUAUGAUGAGAGCGACAACGCCUUCAUCCGCGCCUCCAGGGCUGUCACAGACAAAGUCACCGACUUAAUAGGUGGAUUGUUCUCAAAGACAGAAAUGUCUGAAGUUCUGACAGAGAUACUCAAGGUGGACCCAUCCUUUGACAAAGACCGGUUUUUGAAGCAGUGUGAGCGGGACAUCAUCCCCAAUGUCUUGGAGGCCCUGAUGUCUGGAGAGCUUGAUAUCCUCAAAGAUUGGUGCUAUGAAGCAACUUUCAGCCAACUGGCUCAUCCAAUCCAACAAGCCAAAGCCCUGGGGCUCCAGUUCCACUCCAGGAUCCUGGAUAUUGACAACAUUGAUCUGGCCAUGGGGAAGAUGAUGGAGCAGGGACCAGUGUUGAUCAUCACUUUCCAGGCUCAGGUCGUGAUGGUGAUAAAGAACCAGCAGGGGGAGGUGGUGGAAGGGGAUCCGGACAAGGUCCUGAGGAUGCUCUACGUGUGGGCCCUUUGCAGAGACCAGGAUGAGCUCAACCCCUACGCAGCCUGGAGGCUGUUGGACAUUUCCUCCUCCAGCACUGAGCAGGUUCUCUGAGAAGAAU